Messenger RNA from Ascoidea rubescens DSM 1968, 4242 nucleotides. RefSeq lists its product as uncharacterized. The record is from RefSeq and is a predicted model, not a curated record. Gene Ontology annotation, molecular function: protein binding. The annotation marks the transcript as partial. The transcript has 4 exons. Gene Ontology annotation, biological process: cyclic nucleotide biosynthetic process; intracellular signal transduction. NCBI's taxonomy places the organism in Eukaryota, Fungi, Ascomycota, Saccharomycetes, Ascoideales, Ascoideaceae.
AACUUCAUGAUUCGAAUCUUCAAAGAAGACAACACCUUUUUUACUGUCUCCUGCAAAAUAAAUACAACCGUCUCAGAGAUCUUGUCAAUGAUCGGAAACAAAAAAUCUUUUCUAAAAUCUAUCGACGACUACGUUCUUGAAAUGAGAAUUGGAAUUUACUUUAAAAUUCUCGCAAUGGCAGAUAAACCAUUUGAACUCCAGCUAGCCAUUUUAGUUAUUUCGGGGUUUUUCGGUAAAACUGGCCCUUUUCAACCCAUUUCUCAAGACGACUCUGCAUACCUCAUUAGAUUCUCCUUGAAAAGAGACAUUGCAGAUAGACUAUUAACAUGGGAAGAAGAAACCAAACUAGCAACAACAAACUACACCAUUAUCGACCUUGAAAAUAUGAACUUGAAAAUCGUUCCCAUUGCAAUUUAUAAACAUUACUCAAAAAUCAGAGAGUUUAACGUAUCAAGAAACCCCUCUAUAUUUGUUCCGAAAGACUUUAUUGGUGAUUACGAAGUUUUAAAAGUAAUCAGAUUUGAAAAUAACAUUUCUGGAAAAUUUCCACCAUGUGUUUUAUCUGCUAAGCGAGGUUUAGUAGAGCUAUAUUUAGGCUCUAAUUUGUUCUACGAAAUCCCACAAAAAUUCGGCUCUUCUUCUAUCUCAAAUACUUUAGUAAAACUAUUUCUUAAUUGCAAUAGGUUAUCUUAUUUGCCCACCUCAUUUUCAAAUUUCAAAAAUCUUAAAAUUCUAGAUUUAUCAUCAAAUACAUUUAGAAUAUUUCCAGACCAAAUUUGCAAUCUAGAAAGUCUUUACCUGCUUGACAUAAGUUUCAACAUGUUAACGGUUUUACCACCACAACUAAAAAAAUUGAAAAAACUUCAAAUCUUAAAUUUAGAUUUUAAUCAUUUAACAGGCGCUUUACCAAAUUACUUUAUUUAUCUCAAAAAUCUUCGAAUUAUAAGAGCAAGAAGAAAUAAUUUAACAGAUAUUAACGUUUUAUCUGACUUGGAAUUCUUGGAAGUAUUGGAAUUCGAUAAAAACAAUAUCCCCACAUUUCUGGUGAAUUUUAAAUCACAUAGAACUCUACAACAUUAUGAAUUUACAGAAAGCGAUGACGAUGUAUACCAUGAUAUAUUUCUCAAUCUAAAUACUUUGAAUCUUUCCAAAUGCAAAUUAUCUAAAUUGCCUGAUAAACUUCUCACUGUUUUCCCUAAUCUCAUAAAACUAAUUCUUGACUCAAAUUCAAUUGCGAAUUUCCCCUCUUCAAUUUAUAAUCUUCAUAAAUUGAUUUAUCUUUCCGCACAUUCUAAUGACAUUGCAGGCUUUACAGAUGAAAUUGAGCAGUUAGAAUCCUUGCAGGUAUUGGAUCUACAUUCAAAUAACAUUAAAGAUAUUCCUUCUUCGAUUUGGAAGUUGGGUAAUCUUUUGGAUUUAAAUCUUAGCUCUAAUCUAAUUACUCAGUUUCCACCACCAAAUAUACCAUUUUCAAGUGCUGUAAAUAAUAGCAGAAAUCCUUCUCUUGUUCUUCGCCUUGCAAAUAAUGCUCUUUCUGAUGAUUGCUUUGAUCCAAUUUCUUACUUGACAAAAUUGGAAUGCCUAAAUUUAUCUUAUAAUGAUUUGAUAGAAGUUCCGCACCAUGCUUUAAAAAGAUUGAACAACUUGAUCCAUUUACAUCUUUCAGGAAAUGAAUUAACAAAUUUACCUGCUGAUGAUUUGAAAAAACUAAAAUCCUUGAAAAGUUUGUACAUUAAUAACAACAAGUUUAGAACACUACCAGCUGAGUUAGCUAAUGUAGAAAACCUAACAGUGUUGGAUGUUGGCUCAAAUCAGCUAAAGUAUAAUAUUUCUAACUGGCCAUUUGAUUGGAAUUGGCAAUGGAAUUUGAAAUUACGAUACUUGAAUUUUUCUGGUAAUACUAGAUUGGAAAUUAAGCAGAUCAGUAGUCACACUGCUUCUAUAAGCUCAAAUGAUGGAGAAGAGGAUUCUAAAAUUAGAUUUGAUAGCUUCAAUGACUUGAAUCACCUCAAAAUUCUAGGUUUGAUGGGUGUAACUUCUAAUACUGCUGCUUUGAUUCCAGAAAAUUCAACAAAUCUAAGAGUUAGGACCACAGAUCCUGAUGUUAACAAUAUGCGAUAUGGUAUUGCCGAUACUUUGGGACAGAGAGAUUAUAUUUCUAUCCGAGACACUGUUUAUGAAAGGUUUCAAGGAAAUGAAGAUGAAAUUUUGAUUUGUUUGAUUGAUGGGAAAUCAAGAACAAUGGACUAUUUGAAUACUGUUGCUGGAGAAAAAAGCGGCCAUAAGAUAUCUCAAAUUAUUCAAGAAGCCUUUCCAAGAAUAUUUAUAGCAGAAUUAAAAAAAUGUAUUUCUUCAAAAGAGCCAAUAGAAGAUGCAUUAAGAAGAGGGUUUCUUUGGUUGAAUCGAGAAAUCCACAAUCUUAUUAUACCUUAUAAUGAUAGACUCAUUAAUAUAGGUACAAAAAGCAAAGGAUCCAUUUUCAGUUUUGGUUCUGCUAGAUAUUCGAAUAAAAAUUCAAUUCCAUUUGACAUUACAAUUCAAGAUGCAUUUUCUGGUUGUUCGAUGACUGUUAUAUACAUUAAAGACAAGACUUUAUACUCAGCAAAUGUGGGAGAUAUUACUACUAUUUUAUCUAAGAGCAGUGGAAGUUAUGUCCCUAUCACUAUAAAACAUGACCCUCUUUCAGUUGAAGAACUUUAUAGAGUCAAAGUAUCGGGAGGAUUUGUUGAUAUUGAAGGGUAUAUUGAUGGUGUGACUGAUGUUUCCAGAGCUGUUGGGUUUUUUAAUUUGCUUCCUCAUAUAAACGCAAGUCCCUGUGUCAACAAGAUGAAAUUGACAUUGGCUGAUGAGAUGCUAAUUAUAGCUACAAAAGAGCUAUGGCAGUAUAUUACCUAUGAGGAUGCUAUUGAUAUAAUGAGACAGGAUAAAUCAAAUCCCAUGAUAGCAGCUCAAAAACUUAGAGAUAUAGCUAUCUCUUAUGGUGCAGAGGAUAAAAUGACAGUCAUUAUUUUAUCCCUAGAAGAUAAUAGUUGUCUCACAAAGAGUGAUGAAGAUCCUAAUAUUUUGUCUGGAAAUGAUAAUACGAUUCUGCAAAUCAAGAAAAGAAGAAAUAGAUUUGCUUUAUCUGAAGAUUUAAACCUGGUUCAAUUGGGAAAUGAAAUUGAUCCUCCUAUUGGGAGGGUCGCUAUGGUUUUUACUGAUAUUAAAAGUUCAACGUACUUGUGGGAUAAUUUUCCCACAGAAAUGAGAGCUGCGAUUAAAACACAUAAUGAAAUUAUGAGAAGACAGUUAAGAAUUGUUGGAGGGUAUGAGGUCAAAACCGAAGGUGAUGCUUUCAUGGUCUCAUUUCCAACAAUCACCUCUGCUUUAAUUUGGUGUUUUAAUGUUCAGAUGCAAUUAUUAAAAGAAGACUGGCCGUUGGAGCUUGUGGACUCGACUGAGGGAUGUGAAAUACUUAACGACGAGGGCAAAAUAAUAUUUAGGGGUAUUUCUGUGCGUAUGGGUAUUCAUUUAGGAACACCUUUAUCUGAAAAGGAUGUUAUUACCAAAAGAAUGGAUUAUUACGGACCAAUGGUCAAUAGAGCUUCAAGAGUUAGUGCUAUUGCAGAAGGAGGUCAAAUAACCAUCAGUUUAGAUUUUCUUAAUGAGCUACAUAAAUUGGAAGGAUAUUAUGAGGAAGUUAAAUCAGGAAAAAAGUCAAUCUUGGAAGUCUAUGGCAAUGAAAUACUUGGAAAACAAUUACAAGAAGAAAUGACCAAACUAAAGCUUGAAGGGUAUAAGAUUUUUAAAUUAGGAGAGAAAAAGCUUAAAGGGUUGGAAACUCCUGAACAAAUUUCUGCAAUCUAUCCUUUAGAGUUGGCUAGUAGAUUUAUACCAAUUAAUAGCUACGAUCGCUUUCAAAAUAACUUGAAUAAGAGAAAAAGCUCUUUGUUCCAAAACAAAAAAGGUCUUGAGAAUUUUUUGAUGAAUAUAUCAAAUUUAGAAUCAUUAGCUAUUAGACUAGAAACAGUUUGUUCAGAGAUUUCUGCCAAAAAUGCUAAAAGUUUCAUGGCUGGAUCUUAUCAUGACAGAAACAUCAAUGGUUAUCGUUCUAAAGAAACAAAUAAUGUUUCUUCAUUAGAAAAUAUCAUUACUCGGAUUGAAAAUGCUGUCUCAGUGUUAGCAUUUCGUCAAGCAAUUAGUGCCAAAACUGGAAAUGGAUUGUUGACUAAUAAUAAAGGUGAGUCAAUUGACGAAAUUCUU